Messenger RNA from Nomascus leucogenys (northern white-cheeked gibbon), 1165 nucleotides. It is a transcript of the gene SRD5A2, whose product is annotated as steroid 5 alpha-reductase 2. Gene Ontology annotation, biological process: steroid biosynthetic process. Gene Ontology annotation, molecular function: 3-oxo-5-alpha-steroid 4-dehydrogenase activity. Gene Ontology annotation, cellular component: membrane. NCBI's taxonomy places the organism in Eukaryota, Metazoa, Chordata, Mammalia, Primates, Hylobatidae. The record is from RefSeq and is a predicted model, not a curated record.
UUCUGCAAGGGCAGCGGCCACCGGCGAGGAACACGGCGCGAUGCAGGUUCAGUGCCAGCAGAGCCCAGUGCUGGCAGGCAGCGCCACUUUGGUCGCCCUUGGGGCACUGGUCUUGUACGUCGCGAAGCCCUCCGGCUACGGGAAGCACACGGAGAGCCUGACGCCCGCGGCUACCCGCCUGCCAGCCCGCGUCGCCUGGUUCCUGCAAGAGCUGCCCUCCUUCGCGGUGCCCGCGGGGAUCCUCGCCCGGCAGCCCCUCUCCCUCUUUGGGCCACCUGGGACGGUGCUUCUGGGCCUCUUCUGCGUACAUUACUUCCACAGGACAUUUGUGUACUCACUGCUCAAUCGAGGGAGGCCUUAUCCAGCUAUACUCAUUCUCAGAGGCAUUGCCUUCUGCACUGGAAAUGGAGUUCUUCAAGGCUACUAUCUGAUUUACUGUGCUGAAUACCCUGAUGGGUGGUACACAGACAUACGGUUUAGCUUGGGUGUCUUCUUAUUUAUUUUGGGAAUGGGAAUCAACAUUCAUAGUGACUAUAUAUUGCGCCAGCUCAGGAAGCCUGGAGAAAUCAGCUACAGGAUUCCACAAGGUGGCUUGUUUACGUAUGUUUCUGGAGCCAAUUUCCUUGGUGAGAUCAUUGAAUGGAUCGGCUAUGCCCUGGCCACUUGGUCCCUCCCAGCAAUUGCAUUUGCAUUUUUCUCACUUUGUUUCCUUGGGCUGCGAGCUUUUCACCACCACAGGUUCUACCUCAAGAUGUUUGAGGACUACCCCAAAUCUCGGAAAGCCCUUAUUCCAUUCAUCUUUUAAAGAAACCAAAUUAAAAAGGAGCAGAGCUCCCACAAUGCUGAUGAAAACUGUCAAGCUGCUGAAACUGUAAUUUUCAUAAUAGUCCUUCAUAUACAUGUAUGUAUGUGUGUAUAUACAAUAGUAGGUCUCCUGGUGUUCUGCCAGCUGGCCUGGGGAUUCUGAGUGGUGUCUGCUUAGAGUUUACUCCUACCCUUCCAGGGACCCCUAUCCUGAUCUCCAACUGAAGCUUCAAAAAGCCACUUUUCCAAAUGGCGACAGUUGCUUCUUAGCUAUUGCUCUGAGAAAGUACAAACUUCUCCUAUGUCUUUCACCGGGCAAUCCAAGUACAUGUGACUUCAUACUCACUCCCUGUCAAUGUAG